Fusarium pseudograminearum CS3096 is the source of this 774-nucleotide messenger RNA. RefSeq lists its product as uncharacterized. NCBI's taxonomy places the organism in Eukaryota, Fungi, Ascomycota, Sordariomycetes, Hypocreales, Nectriaceae. The coding region runs from base 1 to 774 and encodes 257 amino acids. Gene Ontology annotation, molecular function: RNA polymerase II general transcription initiation factor activity; transcription coactivator activity; protein heterodimerization activity. Gene Ontology annotation, biological process: DNA-templated transcription initiation; RNA polymerase II preinitiation complex assembly. The transcript has a single exon. The record is from RefSeq and is a predicted model, not a curated record. Gene Ontology annotation, cellular component: transcription factor TFIID complex; SAGA complex.
AUGUCAUCAAGCCAGCCGCAGACCAAUGGGGUCCCAGCCUCAUCGGCAGGAACUUCACAGACAGUACCAAACACACAAACUACCGCUACCUCGUCUAGCCAACCCGCUGUCACGGCCUCGCAGAAUGCACCCCCUCCCUCAGCGCAAUCAACGUCCGCGCCUCGUCCGCGCGACUCUCGUCUCAUCGAGCUGCUCCUUACAUCGCAAGGAGUUACCGCUUACGAGCCGCGCGUGCCUCUUCUCCUUCUCGAUUUCGCAUACCGCCAUACAUCUUCCGUCCUGAGCGAUGCUCUCCACCUCUCUGGCGACCCAUAUGUUACGCAGGCAGGCUCCAAACCAUCAGCGAACGCCGGCGCCAUCUCAGCACCAGCAGGCGACGCCGCGGUGACGGCCAACGCUGUCAAACUUGCCAUUGCAGCCCGACUUAGCUAUCAAUUGCGCGGAGGAAAUGCCGGUGGAGGUAUCAGCAAAGAAUACAUGCAGGAGCUUGCGCGCGAGCGGAACAAGGUGGCACUGCCAAAGAUUGUACCAAGUGAAUGGGGCGUACGACUACCAAGUGAACGGUUCGUGCUUAGUGGGACGAGCUGGGGUCUUAAGGACGUGUGGGAUGAGGAUGAUGAAGAUGAUGAAGAAGAGAUGGACCAAGGGGGCGAUGCCAUGGAGGGUAUCGAAGGCCCUGAACCAGAGGAUGUUGGCGGAGAUGGUGUGGAAGGUGGUACUGUUGAGGACAUGUUCGGUGAGGAUGUCGACGAAGAAAUGGCUGAAGAGGGUUAG